Astrephomene gubernaculifera is the source of this 515-nucleotide messenger RNA. NCBI's taxonomy places the organism in Eukaryota, Viridiplantae, Chlorophyta, Chlorophyceae, Chlamydomonadales, Astrephomenaceae. The record is from the annotation of a GenBank genome assembly.
UUUUCGAGUGGGCCUUUUGCGCAACUGCCGUCACCAUCCCCGCGGGAUCCGUAGCCGAGCGCUGUAAUUUCAAUGCUUACCUGGGGUAUUCCAGCUUCAUAUCUGCCAUCAUCUACCCAGUCGUGGCACAUUGGGUCUGGUGCGCGGAGGGAUGGCUGGGGUACAGUACGACACAUCCGCUGAUCAAAUGCGGCAUGAUGGAUUUCGCUGGAUCGGGUGUCGUACACAUGGUGGGCGGCCUUGCAGGUCUGGCGGGGGCGAUCAUGUUGGGCCCCCGCAUGGGGCGCUUUGACGUCGACAACAAGCCCCUCCCGCUGCCCGGGCACUCCGCCGUGCUUGUCGUUCUGGGCACCGUACUGCUGUGGUUUGGAUGGUACGGAUUUAACCCCGCCUCAACUCUCUUCAUCGACACCCCGGUGAUGGCCACAGUGGCCUCCAGAGCUGCUGUCACCACCACCCUCGGCGGCGCAGCAGGCGGCGUGUUUUGCCUGAUCUGGACAUUCCUUCGAAAACGA